GAAAAACAGCAGCAGUCUGAGGCGGGGGUCAGUUUAGCUGUGGUCCAGCACAGACACAACAUGAGAACUGAGGGCUGUUUUUCCUCUCGGCUUGACUCGUCCAGUCUCGGCUUUCCUUCAGUCAGACAGGCUUUCUGAGCGAAAACUGACGAAGAAAGGAGGAGAAAUAAAGAGAGGACUACAGUAAAUCACUGUGUAGAAGUUUCUGCAGCACUUCCAGACUCAGCACAGCCUGUAUCAGCAUGAACGAUAUUAAAGUAGCGGUGCUUGGAGGCGAGGGCGUCGGGAAAUCAGCGCUGAUAGUCAGGUUUCUGACCAGACGCUUCAUUGGGGAGUACGCGUCAUCUUCAGAGUGUAUAUACAGAAAACGUAUGUCUGUUGAUGGAAGGCAGCUGAACCUCGAGCUUUACGACCCGUGCUCUCAGCCCUGCGAAGGGAAGUCCACUCUGAACGAGCAGAUCCACUGGGCUGAUGGCUUCGUGGUGGUCUACGACAUCAGCGACCGCUCUUCUUUCCUCGCAGCCACGGCCAUAGUCCACCUGAUUCGAGAGCUAAACCUGGGAGUAGCUAAAAGGGACUCGGACUCUGUGGUUUUCCUGGUGGGCAAUAAGCAGGACUUGUGCCACAUGCGUGAGGUCGACAGGGAAGAAGGCCAGAGGGUGGCGUCGGACAGUCGCUGCCAGUUCUACGAACUCUCUGCUGCUGAACACUGCCAGGAGGUGGCGCUCAUGUUCACUAAGAUGGUGCGAAAUGCCAGCCUCGGUGGCAAGGCCAAGGAGCGCCGGCGCCGGCCCAGCGGCUCCAAGUCCAUGGCCAAACUUAUUAACAACGUCUUUGGCAAGAGGCGGAAAUCUGUGUGACCUCGGAACGAAUGACAACAAAGCAUGGACACUGAUGAUGCCAUGAUCAUGAGAAGCCCUGUGAGGAGCUUCAUUAUGGAGUGCAAGAAGCAUCCAGUAGAGACCAAAGAAAGACAGAUGUGGUUAUGUUUUGGCUGCUGCAUGUCCCUGUCUUUAAAAUAAAUGUCUUAGCUGUGUUGUAGCUGUGUCAUACAGUGUGUCAGACGGCCUGUGUGUGCUAGAGCAUCUUCGUGAAGUGCCCUUCAUCAACGAAACCUUACAUGUCCCAAGUGUGCACUUCUCAUUUGUUUUCCUAUCACUUCUUUUCAAGUUUUCAAGUGUCUUGGAACUUUGGAGUUACACGCCUUGGAAAUCCUCUGACUAAGAAAUGGGACAAUCCUUCAGGAACCUGAUAUAUAAUCAGAACUGAUACUAGCACAGUCUGUUGUGAUAGCAGAGGAGUGCUAAAGCCACUGUGUCUUGUAGGGGUUAAUGCAACAGUUAUUUAUUAUCGUCCACCCCAUUUCCUUAGUUGUAGAGAGCGGACGUUAGCCAAUCACUACUUUUUUUGUUUGAAUUUUCCCAUUCCACCUUAAAUCGUGCAGUUGCCUAAUAAAGUUAAAAUAUACUAUGGAUAUUUUCCUAAUAACAAGCAUAAGAAUUACUAGUAUUAUGUAGUAUUAAGGUAGCUUGCACAAUUUGAGGCGUAACAGACUAGCUAACUUUCCUGUUCCACCUUAAAUUGUGUUGGAGACUCAGGUGACAGAAUGUAACUGCUGCACCAUUUAAGAUGGAACGGUAAAGUGAAGUAGCUAGCUAUCAGUACAUAGUAAUAGCAUUUUAUUAUGCGUAUUAUGAAGCAAGGGACCAUAAUACAUUGAAACUACAUUAAACUAAAAUAAUGCAAUGGUCAUUAUUUUUCUUUUCCAGUCAUUUCUAAUACCGCUUUGUUUGGAGUUUGCUCUGAAAAUACUAAGUUUGGGGGGUAUGCAUCCCUAACACUUUAUUCUACCCCUCUAUCCUUACAAUUAUCGGUACACCCUACCCCUAGGGAUAGUUCAUAGAAGCAAGGGUUGAAAGGGGAUUGGGCCUAAAUGUUUAUGUGUCCAUAUAUACAACAUUGGAUGUAACAAUAAGGGCAAAUCUGCUACUUUUGAUGUAUGAGGAAUAUGUCCAAGAGGCACUCAUAAGUUGUAGCUUUAAACAUGUCGAAUAAAGAUUAGAUAGAAGUGCUUUACAGUGUCUUUAAAGUAUAAACGUUUCUGUGCAGGUUUACUGUGUGAACUGUUAUUCUUCUUUAAUGUGAUUGCAGAAAUGACUGAUUAAAGCAGUGUUCCGUACUCUACUGUAAUUUCUCUAUAAACUGGCCUGUUUAGUCCAGUCACUUUUAUUGUCAGUAGAAUAGGAUUUACAGUAUAAAGCAGUUGCCUGGAAACUCUUUUGCAUUUGUGUUUAAAAUACUGUGCCCUAUCUACAAUCAAAUUAAAGCGGCUUCUCCCAGCUCCA
Molecule: messenger RNA, 2345 nt
Organism: Astyanax mexicanus (Mexican tetra)
Lineage: Eukaryota; Metazoa; Chordata; Actinopteri; Characiformes; Acestrorhamphidae
Gene: rergla
Product: RERG/RAS-like a
Exons: 5
Coding region: 243-860 (205 amino acids)
Molecular function (GO): GTPase activity; GTP binding
Source: RefSeq, a predicted model, not a curated record